AUUUAGGCUCAUGUACGUUAAACAUAUUGUUUAUGAAAGGCGGUAUUGCCAUUUUUAUUUUAGAGCGGAUUGAUGCAAAAUACUAUACAGGUAGUAUUACUUUGCUAAACAUAUUCCAGAAAUUUCUCUUAAAGUAAAUUGGUCACAACUCUAUUGAAGUAACUCAGCCUGAACUAUUUUUUUUUUUAACGAUGGUUUUCACUACUCUGCAUGUAGAAUACUGAUAAACGUUUUUAUAGCUGCUUUACGAAAUAAUAGGUAUUAGCAGGUAGAAAUAAAACACCUUUGAAUCGUUUUUUUAGUUAUGUAGAAUAGUUGCUAACGGCCCUCUUAUUGUGUUUGCUUUGGAAGGUCUUCAUUUUACAAAAUUAGCCAACACCAGCAGGUAUCAUGAAAAAAUAUUGCUCUUCAUCCAUGUUUACUCACAUUAGAUUAAGAAAAGCAAUAAUUAAGAGUUCGCAUUGUUAUUUGUACCAUGUAAACAAUAGAUUGGAUUGCAAUUCAUUUUCACUUAUACCAUAUCAUCUAGUAAUUUGUUAUACUCGGGGAAAUCAAAAUUAUCUCGACUGUGUUAUCAAUAGCACAGCAGGCACAUAUCACUUUGGUUGAAGAGGACAAAUAACAAAUAUAAAAUGUGUGAGAGGCUAAGAAAAAAUACUUGCCUUAUAUUACUUUUUGCUGUUUUGGCUAAAACCAAAGAUAAUUUGCGUAUCGCAUUCGAGUGGAAGGAGAUGGACUUUAAAUAUGAGAAUGCCGAAGCACGUUGGACGGCAAUUGAAAAUCACGAAUUUCGGCCAGAUAACGUUAUACCUUUUGGGUUGGAAGUAUAUAGGUCACGAAUGUAUGUUGCUUUGCCACGAUGGCGAGACGGUGUACCAGCGUCAUUGGCUUAUUUUGAUAUCAAUGAAAAAUCUACAAAAUCACCACUACUCAUUCCUUUCCCUAGUUGGGAGGCACAUAAUCUUGCCGACUCGGAUCCAGAGCUUGUUUCUCCAUUUCGAAUUCGAGCUGAUCGCUGUGGCCGACUAUGGGUACUAGACUCACGUAUUGCAGGCGUUUUAGAGAAUACAACUAUAUUUGGAACUGCCCAGUUAUUAGUUUAUGAUUUGCAUAAUGAUAACCUUUUACGUCGCUACAAAUUUCCUAACAGUCAUAUGAAACAAGGCUCCUUCUUCGCAAAUUUAGCGGUAGAGGACUCUAAUUGCCAAUAUUCUUUUGCCUAUGCUGCUGAUUUAGGUGCCCCUGGUCUAAUAGUUUAUUCAUGGGCACAAGAUGAUUCAUGGCGUGUACAGCAUAAUUUCUUUCAUCCUGACCCAUUAGCUGGAAAUUACAGUAUAGAUGGUAUAGAAUUUCAAUGGGAUGAUGGUUUGUACGGUUUGGCCCUAUCUAAACCACAGGAAGAUGGCUUUGCUAUACUAUACUUUCAUCCACUCAGCUCUACAACUGAGUUUUCAGUUAGUACAAGUGUUCUUAGAAACAAAACCUUAGCUAGUUCUGGUGAAAUCUACCAUAACUUCAAAGUUUUAGGAGCGCGUGGUUCAAACGGACAAGCAGGUGCAGCAUUUAUAGACCCACGUACCGAAGUAUUGUUUUACACAUUACCAAAUCUAAAUGCUCUGGACUGUUGGAGUACAACUAAUACAGAUUAUUCUACCGAUACUCAAGGGCGUGUUUACACGAGUGCGCAAGAAUUCGUAUUUCCCAGCGAAGUAAAGGUCGAUACGGAAGAUAGAUUAUGGGUACUUUCGAAUAAAUUACAAGAAUUCAUUUAUGAUGAGCUCUAUCCUGGCAGAGUAAAUUACCGUGUUUUUACUGCGAAUGUUGUGGAUGCAAUCGCAAAUACUGUAUGCGAUACCAAGAUGAAACCGCUACCAGAAAUAGUUGAAACUGAAUUAGAUACGAUACUGGACGCAGUGAUAAACUCUACGAAAGAGGUAUCUGCUUCAGGUGUGGUAGUGAAAAGCUUAAGCGGAAUCAUCGUACUCAUAGCCGCGGGUUUACUGAUAUUAGUAUAAUUUUUAAUAUUAUCUAGAUAGUUUAAGUCCAACUAAUCGUAUUUUGUAUGUAAUAAUAGAAAAUUAAAUAUUUAGUAUAGAAGAAUUUGAUUAAAUUUCUACCAAUAUUAUAACUUUUAAUGUUAUAAAAUACUAUCUCCUUAUUAAUUGAGUAUAGAAAAUGUUGAGGAUAAAUUUUAA
Molecule: messenger RNA, 2195 nt
Organism: Bactrocera tryoni
Lineage: Eukaryota; Metazoa; Arthropoda; Insecta; Diptera; Tephritidae
Product: protein yellow
Exons: 3
Coding region: 633-2015 (460 amino acids)
Cellular component (GO): extracellular region
Source: RefSeq, a predicted model, not a curated record